Messenger RNA from Branchiostoma belcheri (Belcher's lancelet), 2428 nucleotides. Its product is annotated as dentin sialophosphoprotein-like. Bases 110 to 2428 code for a protein of 772 amino acids. The transcript is spliced from 3 exons. The record is from RefSeq and is a predicted model, not a curated record. Lineage: Eukaryota; Metazoa; Chordata; Leptocardii; Amphioxiformes; Branchiostomatidae. Gene Ontology annotation, molecular function: metal ion binding.
GGCCUCUUUUUAGCAGAAAACACCGUGAGGGCUGCAGAAAUUCGCGAAAUUCUAUGAAAUGGAACAAUGUAAUCUUGUUCUACUGUGAACUGCUCGCUAGAACUAAGACAUGUUUACUUCGUCAGGUUUUUUCAGGAACAAUCCGUGCCCUUUUCUGGCAGAAGGCGCCUGUGACAGGUCGCACUGCCACUUCAAGCAUGUGAGACCAGUACAGACAGCAUCGACCAAUCACCUCUCAGGAAGCGAUGUCGCUCAGGAAGACGACAAUCGUGGCUCCUCCGCGGUCCUCAGACUCGACAUCGUCAAGGACGCCGUGGCGAAAGUCCGGAAUGCGAUGGAGAAAGAACAGAUGGAUCUCAGCCAUCACCAUGGCAACUACAUGCCCUAUGACCCGUCUGCAAGCGAGACGUCACCGAGAGGAGGGGCGCCCGCUCCGGCUGUCCACACGAAACUCCCCAGCACCAUGCCCGGCCGCGCGGGGAGACUGGAGUACAGGCCGACUCCAAUAGCGGAGUUGAAGAAACGUCACGCCGCGGGGGUCGACAUUACAGAACAAGAGUACGACCCUACACGUCCAUCCACAGCUAUAGGUGGCAGCUUAGGCUACCAUCCUACUCCCAUCACUGAUCUAGACACUAGUAAUGACAUAAGGCAAGAACCAACUACAGUAAUUGUGAAUAAGUAUACAGAGGCUUUCAAGUAUCAAGGAACAGACAUGGAGUAUGACCCCAUUAUGAAUUAUUCUGCUGUUCCGAAACAACAGAAGAGGAAAUUGCUAGACAUCUCUGAGCAAAGCUCUGCACAGCCAGUCAGUAAGCAAAGAAAAGUUGGACAAGAUCAAAAUGCUUUGGGCAGUAGUCAAGACAAUGCAAAGCUUAGAGAGGAUGUAAUAGCAGACGAUGUAAGCAAUAGUGAGGAGAUAAAGCAUAGAAUAUCGGAAUCAGACACAGUUCCAGAGAUAGGUACUUUAAGCAAUAAUGAGGGAGUGUCAGACUCAGAUAAGGUAUCUGAGACCGGCCUGGGUCUUUCAAGUUCAACAACACAGUAUACACUAAUGAAUGAUGAAGAUAUACGCAAAGAUACAACACAGCUAUUUGAGUCAAAAAGCUCUACAAGGAAAACUGGAGCAACAGGGCCAGUCAACAAGCAGGGUAAUGAUACUAAUGGUUCCUCCAGACCAGACAGAGGUGACAUCAAGAAAAAGAAAUCUUCUAAACAUCUUAAAGAUGCCAAAGUUUCUAAGGACCAAUCUGAGAACUCAGAUGAAAAAGCAGCAAAGCAUGGCAACGACUUGUCAGUAUCAAGUAAAACUAGAACCAAAGAAAAGGAUGGGAAAUCUAAGGCUGUUGGUGACAAGAAAAACUCCACAAGGAAAAAUCCCACAAAAGAAGAACAGAAGGAAAGUCGGCAGCAUUCUAAGGUGAAAACGUCAAAAACAGAAAACAGUUCUGCAUCAAAGUCAAGUUCAAAAUUAAAAAGCACAGACAAAAACUCUUCCAAACCAAGCAGACGUGAGAAGGUGUUUGAUAGUGAGGAUUCUUCCUCUGACAAUUUGCCUAAGGGGAGUGAGGGAGAGGACUCUGUUAUUGACUUAGUUUCUGAAGAUUGCUCUACUGAUAUGUCUGACAGGGAAAAGAAAAGAAAGUUAAAGAAAGCAAAACAUGAAGAGAUUGGACAGAAUAAUACAGGCAGCUUUGUAGAAAAUGAAAGAAAGAGAAUGAAAAACCUCAAACAUUCUAUAUCUCUAACAAAAGGCACAGCCACCAAACUCUCCGAAACUUAUCAUCCUGAAGUUGUUGAAAAAAUGGACUGGAUAAAAACUGAAAAACAAAAGUUGAAUCCAAGUGACUCCGAUGAAUAUUUGAGCAAAGUAAAUAGCACAAAAGUUAAGAAAACCUACAAGGUCCAUUCUGAAUCCAAAUCCACAGAAGACAAAGUAAAUAAAAAUCAGGGUCACAAACAUGGAAAAGAUAGUAAACAUGUCAAGAUAAGUUCUGAAGGAUUGAAAAACAGUCAUAAACGUGAAAAAGAAAAACAGGAAAAAGGAAAAGAAAAGUCAAGUUCUAGCAGCUCUUCAAAGAAAGGAGCCAGCAAUGACAAACAUGGAAAGUUAGUGGCCCACAAAAGCUCGCAAAAGAAAUUAACUCCAAAAUUAGAGUCGCCAUACGACCUCACGUUUUCAGACUCAGAGAGUGAUACAUUUGUCAGGGAGAAGUCAGGACAUUCUAUUUCUAAAUCAGCCUUGAAGAAGUUGAAAAGUAGGGGAGACAAGGAUGGUAAGACCAAGACGACACCUGGUAUAAAAGUGAGCCAUGCUGAUCUAUUUGGAGAUGAUAGUGAAGAUGAUGUCCCCAUGCCAACAGAUAGUACUUCCCAGGAUGCAUCCUCAGUGGACCUGACUUUGACCCUGACACCCUGCGGAGGUUAG